AUGCGCCGUAAAAAGUGGUCGCUCUUCCAGAAGGCGGCCACGGCCGCCGGCACCGUGAUCGCGCCGCCCUGGGUGAACGUCGCGCUGAACCCGUGCUCGGCGAGCAGCUGGCAGCUGGUGCACUGGCCUGCCGACGGCCGCUGCUACCCCGAUCUUCCAGCAGGGGCCCUGCUCGCCGACCCAGGAGCUGACGGCGAGCUGCUCACCUUCAGCCGCGCCACGCACGAGCCCGUGUGCGGCUGCAGCCGCCGGUACAUGGCGCGCACCUACUGGCCACACACCGACUCCUGCUACCAGCAGAUGACGCGCGCACGCGCCGCCUGGCCGAGUGCGGCUGCCCACGCCGGCCUGCGCGAGAACUACGACCGCCGCUCGGGCCAGUGCUACCCGCAGGGCGAGCGCGGCCCCUGCCCGCCCGGCAACGUGUUCGCCUUCAACAACGUCACGGGCAGCACCGAGUGCCGCUGCCCGGCGGACAGCCUCGUGCUGCCCGACACGGGCGCGUGCCACCGGGCCUUCGCGCAGGGCCCGUGCAAGCGGAACCGGUUCGUGGCGCCGCGGCCGGAGGCGCCGCACCAGGGCGUCUGUGUGACCAACCCGUGCCGCCGCGGCGAGCUGUACUUUUCCAGCCGACCACUGGUGCAGUACGAGGAGUUCCGCGGCAUCAGCUACCGCGGCGCGUGCGGCUGCACCAAGCACUUCACGCAGAACUUCUGGCCGGCGGACGGCCGCUGCUACGAGCAGCAGACGCGCGGCCCGUGCCCGGCGCGCGAGCUCUUCGCGUACAACGCCACCAGCGGCCGGACCGACUGGAGUGCCGAGCUAUGA
Molecule: messenger RNA, 828 nt
Organism: Pollicipes pollicipes
Lineage: Eukaryota; Metazoa; Arthropoda; Thecostraca; Pollicipedomorpha; Pollicipedidae
Exons: 6
Coding region: 1-828 (275 amino acids)
Source: RefSeq, a predicted model, not a curated record